This is a messenger RNA of Cyprinodon variegatus (sheepshead minnow), 4116 nucleotides long. RefSeq names its product ataxin-7-like protein 1 (gene atxn7l1). The coding region runs from base 61 to 2442 and encodes 793 amino acids. The record is from RefSeq and is a predicted model, not a curated record. Lineage: Eukaryota; Metazoa; Chordata; Actinopteri; Cyprinodontiformes; Cyprinodontidae. The transcript has 12 exons.
GAGAGAGAGGGAGAGAGAGAGGAAAAACGACUCUCAGCAAAGCAACAAGAAGGGAGAGCAAUGGCGACACUGGAUCGCCAAAUACCAAGUCCGGAUUCCUUCUUGUGCGAACCUUGGUCUUCCUUCGUCAGUGCGACUAAAUUCCGUUUUGUUGACAACGCAGUCUCCUCUUCGGAGAAGGACGACACGGACUCUUGUUGCCCCGCUGGAUCCGCGAAACUCGGUAGAAACGAGAUGCUUAUCCGCACCCACUUCCCUGCUUUGGAGGAUUUUUGUCUCGUUGUCUGCCAUGUCUGCAGUAAAGUGGUGACUCCUCAGGGCAUCCUCACACAUUACGAGAAGCGACACAGCUCCCCGAUCCCUUCCAGGAGCCCGCUCGUUCCCAUGAAGCCCAAAGCGCCUGCCGUGGCCCCCAGCCCAGGGGACACGCUUGCAUUCAGGGUCCCCAAAGAUUACCCUCACUCCCGCUUCAACAAGGCACCGCUCGCCGUCUACCCACCAAAGGGGGCGCGGAACAAGACCUGCGUAUCAUUACCUGUCGUCAGCUUGGAGAAGAUGCCCUGUCUGAACCGAGCAGACUCAGCAUCGCACGUGCGCCUCAACUCCUCCUCCUCUUUAUCCUCAUCCACGCUCUCUCCGCUAAAAUCAUCCUCCUUCGCCCCACCAGCCUCCCAGCGCCCCAACGAAAAGCUCGUCAACGGCCGCGCCAGCGGCGGCCCCUCAACACCGCGUUCCAUCACGCCUCCCUCCUCCCUGGAUAGGCGGCCGAGCCCCGCGCGAUCCCCCCUAGAGAGACGGGGGUCGUCAACGCCAUCGCCCUCCCCUAUGGACAGGAAGCCCUCCCUCUCGCCGUCGCCCUCUCACAGAUCCGUUGCUCUGCCAACGUUGUCGUCGCUCUCGCCCAUGGAGAAGAAGCAACAAAACGGCACUAAGGCGCCUGCUAGGCCGCACAAGAGAGUCUCAGGGAGAGUCUUUGAUCCUGACAAGCACUGCGGAGUGCCCGACCCUGAGACUAAACGUUCCUGCACGCGCUCUCUCACCUGCAAGACUCACUCGUUAACCCAGCGCCGCGCCGUUCCCGGCCGAAGCAGGCUUUUCGACGAGCUCCUAGCCGAGCACAAGGGCCUGGCUAAGGAGAGGGAGGCUCUGAAGGAGAAGGAGAGGGAAGCGGCGCUUAGAGGGAAGGAAGGAUGCAGUCAGAGCAAUGCAGCUCCAGAAACGGCGAGUCCCAGCAAAACCUACUGCCCCGCUGAAAGACCGCUCUCCUCGUUGAAGCUGCGGCUCGCCAAUGCACACAUACCAAGAGUUCCGGUUGGCUCCUCUUCCAUCUCCAGUUUGAGUCCUCUGCCUCCAGCAGCGCCUCCUGCCGUAGUUCCUGUCGCCGAGCCGUCUUCUAACAGCUGGGUGAACGCAGCAGCGGACAGCAGCCGACUCUCCAGCGACGAGGGAGACCCAGAGAGUCCAGAUGACACUGACAGACCCUCGUUGCAUUACUCCAGUCAUCAUCCGCGGCCUUUAGGGUUGUGCGUCUUCAGCAGCCGGCUUAUGGGACAGGGCUACUAUGUGUUCGACAGGCGAUGGGACAGAAUGAGGCUGGCCCUGCAGACUAUGGUGGAGAAACACCUCAACGCCCAGAUGUGGAGGAAGGUGCCUCUUGCUGCUGAGAGCCUUCCCUCCCUCUCCACAUCUAGUACCUCCUUGGUUACGGCGCAGCAGGCUCCUUCUUCCACCCCUAUCGCCUCUCCUGUCCCUUCCUCACCCUCUAACACGCUCACCUACACCGCCACGUUCCCUCAGUCGGCAUCGGCAGCUGGAGUGUUCAACGUCAGAGACUCCGCGCAGUCCCACAGCCCGGCUUUUACGCAGGGAAAAGCCCGCAACGGCUCCCACAAAGCCAGCCGGCCAUCCAAAGACGCAAGCGUCCCUGCGGCGGGCCAGAAAAAGAGAAAGAACUCUUCCCACUCUUCGUCGUCCUUUUCAUCUUCCUCGUUUCAGACAGUAGAUGUCCACAAAAGGAACGGCAGCAGCUUUCACCCGACGUUACAAGGCUAUGGGAUAGCCAGGAGUUCCCCAGCCAAGAAUAAGGGACCUCAAGGGGGGAAUGGGCGUCUGAGCAGCUCCGAUAACUGGCUGUCCAGAGCAGAUGGGUCACAAGGCAUCAACACACAGAACUGUCGUGAACUUGGCACCAGCAGCAUCACCUUUACAAACAGGGAACCAGCCUCAGCCCCACACCAGCCUAUGGCUCCCCCCACUGGACCCUUAGCUUAUGGCGGAGGAGCAGAAGGGAGGAAGAGGAGGAGUCCCAGCUCCUAUAAAGGGAAAGCCAGCAAACUGAGCCGACCAGGCGGACUAGAAAGCCUCUUUGGUAAAGGAAACGACGGUGGGGGGAUCUUGGCGUUGGGGCCUGAGUCGCCCAGACAGGCCAAGUUAAAUCACUGACAGAAACCCGUUUGAAGGGCAGAACCUUUGGGCAGCUGUUCAGGCCACCACCAUUUGUGACCUUUGACUUCACUCUUCCACUGACCGCACCAAUCAGGCCGUUUCAUCUCACAUGGCUCCUGUUUAUCCAAGGAUACAGGAUCCAUCCCUCCACUCCUUCCCCCUCAGCUUGGAUCCUUUCGUCCGGAAACUUGAUGUGCCUCGCUAUAGUUGGGGUUUAUAGGAACACGUUUUCUUAAAAAACAUUGCAAAGGGAAUAUGCUGACAUUAACACCACCACUGUAGAAUUUAUGGAGAACCCUGAAAAGAGGUGUGUGAUUGUUUUCCAUCAGACAGAACUACUGUGCCGCUUUGCUGCCCCUACGGACCUUUUCUAUUCAGCCUCUCCAUCAUUUGCUCCGUUUUAGUCUACGAGGAGAGUGAUCGCAGCACAUUUACCUGGGUUUUAGCCAGUUCUUGCCCCUUUCUUUGUCCACCUCCCUACAUUUCCAUUUCUGUCCCAGCAUGCCUGUGUUCGAAGUGCACUUACUGUCCUGAGCUCCUUGCUGACUCCUUCUGCAACUGUGACAUGAAAAAGUCGUGCUCGCACAAAGAGGAGGGGAUGGAAGAAUCCGUGUUACCAAUGAUGCCACGUCGAUGCGUUGUAUUUCAAUAUAGGAUAAAAUCUGACUUUAUUCAGAUCUUUUUUUUUUUUUUAUCUUUCUGGUUUUAAUGUUGAAAGAAACAAAAAUUCCAGGAUAAGCAUCCAAAAUGGAAUUAUUACUCUGGUGUUGGAUUGCUUCGUUUUAUUUUUGUUUUUUUUGUAUAAUAAUUUAUCAUUCUUAAAUAAUGUUUGUUAUGGAAGUGACCAUUAAGGUUUGAGCUACAGAGACUUUUUCAAUAUAAAAGAUGAUAGAAUUUCUAUGGCAUUUUGAAGAAAUGUUAAAAGUAUUAUAGUUCAUAUUUGUACAUAUCUGUUGGUAUUUUUGUAUUUAUUAAUAUUUUUUUCCCCUUUUACUAAAUGAAAACAGAGAUAUUAACUAUUUUACCCCAUGCUAUCGUAGUCUAACAGUAAUAAAGCGAUUGGCCUGGUGUCUCACCAAAAAAAAAAAGUUAUAUAUAUAUAUUAUUUUGUAUUUUUUAUUCUUCUCCCAGUAGCAAUUAAAUGCAAAUUAAUGGGCACAGCCAAGUUCAAAUGUUUGGUAGCUUCUGCUUUUUGUAUUUUAUUUUAAUGUAGUUGCUUUUCAAGCUGGAAACAAUAAGAGUUUAAUUUAAAGAGAAGUUGCAUUAAAAUUCAAAUGGUAAGUAGACUGAAUUUAUAAAGCACUUGGCCAGGAGCGCGUCCUAAUGUGAGGAAGCUGGAAUCAAACCACUUAUCCACCACCUAGAUUAUGUUGCCGUUCGCUUUUCUUUAUGCAAUCCAAUCUCAACCUUUAUACUUAUUGGCUCCCUGGGUGAAGGUGUGUAAAAAGUCUUAAAAUAUUAAUAAGCUGAUUUUGCAGAAGCCUACUCAAGAUGAAGUUAAACGAACCAGACAUGUGGUUUAAAUAUCUUUAUUCAAUAGGAAUUGAAAAUUCCUGUAGUAAUUCUGUUAAUCUAUAUGUGGGUUUGCUUUUCUUUUAAGUUCAAACCUACCUAGAUAAACUUUUUUUCAGUAAUUCGGGACCUUCUGGGUUUUUUUUCUUUGCAUUUAAG